AAGGAAAUGUGUCGAAGGGAGGGGAUGAAGACAGAAUGGCUUCUAAAGAGGAGCCUCUUCCCUGUUCCGGAUUUUAUCUGUUGCGUAUAAAGGGCGGACGCAUCGGGAGUUGAUGUUCUAAUUAGAUCGCAGCAGAAGCUGCCGGGUCCCCGGCUGUUGUCGGCUGCAUCUGGCGGCUCCACACGCCACAUUGCCUAACAUGUCGGGCGCACUCAACCCGUCAAACGGUGUCAAUCGCUUUCACGCUAGCUCGGCCACGGCGGCGGCUCCUUUUGGCACACCUGAGUGCGGUUCGGCGGCGGCUUUCCUCGAGCUCACCAACUCCGCAGCGAUCGCCGCAGACUUCGCCUACGACUUUGGACUCGCCGCUGGAUUCCGGCACCACCACCAGCCGCCUCCCGCACAUUCGACCGCAGCCGGAUUUGGCUAUUUUGGUUCUUCGGACGCCGCAGCAGCUGCAGCUGCGGCCGCAGAGAGCUACGCCUCGCUGGCUUGGGAAGCGCAAAGCGCUGCUGCUCUUGCUGCCACUUACCAAGGCCAUCAUCAGACGGGGUUCGCCUCGUGCGAUUUCGGUCCAUUUUCAAUUUCUAACACAGGUUGCGCCGGAGGGAGGAUACCUGGGAUGGGGGUGCAGCGACUUGGACCACCUCCACCGAGGGCACCCUCCCACUGUAAUGGGCAGACAACCACCAAGACCAAAACAAGGAGGCGCGUGGCCACCAUUGCCCAGCGCCGCGCCGCUAAUAUCCGAGAGAGGCGUCGGAUGUUCAACCUCAACUCGGCCUUCGACAAGCUUCGCAAAAAGGUGCCCACCUUCGCGUAUGAGAAGCGAUUGUCCCGGAUCGAGACUCUGAGGCUGGCCAUCAUGUACAUCGCUUUCAUGACAGAAGUGGUUCGCGGUGGCAAAGAUUCCGACGGCCACCACAGUCAUCAUGACAUACCUCUAGUCCCACCAGGAGCGUAUACGCCAGGGCUUCCCGAUGGACAUUUGUGGACACCACCACAUGGCACUACGGCUCUCAAUGAGGGGCACACCCAAAGACCCGACAGAUUAUCCCACAUCUGUUCCCGGCAGGUAUAAAGAAAGAAAGAAGACAGGUUUUUCAAACAGUUUUCAUCAGACUUUCACUGUCGAACUUCCAGUGACCAUCCACACACACACUUGACUAGCUUUGACCUUCAGUCGCUUACUGUAGGGGGAGCUAGACUCGAACAGUUGCGCUUAUCAAGUAUAUCUUAUGAUUCAAGUCUUCCAGUGUCAAGUCUCCCAAACAGUCAACAACUUUCAACAUCAGCAAUUGCUAUAAUACUGUGGUAAAAACCUGACAAGUUUAAGUGGUAUAUCAUUACUGCGUAAAUCUCUUCUGUGAUUUUUUUUCUAUACCUUUCAGGAACAUUUACUUUUUGAGGAUUAUUGUCGGUAAAUAUUACCUUCAAUGAGAAUGCAUGAAGUUGUCAUGCAAAAUUCGAUUUCUAGAAUUUUAAAAACUAAACUCUUCAUGGAGUUUCUGUUUCAUUUCAAUGAUGAUGCGAUUUUUUUUUUUUUUUUUAUGUGAGAAAGAAAAUACAUGAACUUUGCCUCUAGCGAACAUGUAUCGAAAUUUCAAUGGAAAGAUUCAAGGUUUCGUAGAAAAUUCACAAUUUUUGUAUGAAGUAAAAUUUAGUUUAUUCAUGUCUGCAUAUCAGUGAAGUGUUUUCGGUCUUUCAGUCACGAUAUGUAAAUAUUUAUUCCGUACUGUAGGCGACUGUAAAAGUUGUUAGUGAGCAUAUCAUUUGGAUACAUAAGAAUCCAGAACUUGUAAAUAAGUGAAUAACAGUUUCUAUUUAUUACCUCAUUUUCAUUUUGUAUAUAAUUCAUGAAUUAAUUUAUUUUUAUGUCCCUUUAUUUGCUAAGGGAGACCAUGAGCUGAGGUGAGUGUUCAAUCAAAUUGUUGUGCAAUCCCUAUUUAUUCUAUUUUUCUUCUAUAGUGUUGCUUUGUUCUCUUGCUUUGCCUUUAUUUAUAAACUGUCAUUUUCUUGAAAACCAAUAAUGUUUUCAUUGUAUGUUUUUAAAUAACCAUUUCGAUAUAUUUACUUAAUAAUAUUUAAUAUAUAGAGUUGUACUGAUUUAUUAUAUUUUAGAAAGUAGAAAAAAAAAGCAGUGUAAUAACAUUACAACGGCCUCUACAGUUUAACCUUAAUAUUUUGUAGGCAAUAUUAAUUUACAUAUUCCCAUUUA
Argiope bruennichi is the source of this 2218-nucleotide messenger RNA. RefSeq names its product neurogenin-2-like. Lineage: Eukaryota; Metazoa; Arthropoda; Arachnida; Araneae; Araneidae. Gene Ontology annotation, biological process: developmental process; regulation of transcription by RNA polymerase II. The record is from RefSeq and is a predicted model, not a curated record. Gene Ontology annotation, molecular function: RNA polymerase II transcription regulatory region sequence-specific DNA binding; protein dimerization activity; DNA-binding transcription factor activity, RNA polymerase II-specific. The transcript has a single exon. The coding region runs from base 200 to 1081 and encodes 293 amino acids.